UUUCCGCCAGAGGCGCUCCCAGUUCAUUCGAAUUUUUCGGACGACCGCGCAGAAAAGCGAUCGUGAAUUUACUGCUAAGUAGACUUUGGAAGUGUAAUUUCAUGGGAAUAAUUCAUUCGAGGUUGCAAUUAAGUUGGUAAAUUUGUGAGGAAAAUGAUUCCUUUCUGCAAUGUGUGCUUCCGCACUGGACAGGAGGAUCCAAACCUUUUCAUCACCCAAUGCCGUCGCGUGGUUUGUAAGGCGUGCGUCCUGGCGAGCAACGGUCGCUGUGCGGUUUGCCAUAGCCAGUGUCGCUCAAUUGAGCUGAAUAAGAACAUGCCGGAACAUAUGCGCAAGUAUUUUCAAGAUCCCCUGAAAGAACUGGAGGAGCUCCAGAAGGUGAUCAAGUUCCAGGAGGAUCAGAGAGCCAUCAGCAAUGGAUAUGCUAAGAAAAUUAUGGAGCAGCACCACAGACUGCGCAAGAGUAUCAUGGAGAAGAAGAGGGAGUACGACAGGCUUCGCAAGAUUGUGGCGAAACUCCAGGCGCAGGACAAGGCUCGAUCCUCCUAUCGCACUCCGGGAACAUCUCUAUCUGGGUUUUCUGGAUCGCAGUUCUCAAGCGACAUGAAUACAACCGACAGAAGGACUGGAACGGAUUCGUCCUUCUUCAGAGACUCUCCCAACCCGUCCAAGAACUCCACCCUCAGCUUUUCACUUGAUAAUCUUUAA
Molecule: messenger RNA, 708 nt
Organism: Phlebotomus argentipes
Lineage: Eukaryota; Metazoa; Arthropoda; Insecta; Diptera; Psychodidae
Product: RING finger protein narya-like
Exons: 3
Coding region: 154-708 (184 amino acids)
Biological process (GO): reciprocal meiotic recombination; protein sumoylation; homologous chromosome pairing at meiosis
Cellular component (GO): synaptonemal complex
Molecular function (GO): SUMO transferase activity
Source: RefSeq, a predicted model, not a curated record